CAUGCAGGCUUUGUCAUUCUAAGGGUUGGAAAGGGUAGAGUUAGAAAAUUUCCGAAACAGUCAAAUUUGCAAUAAUUCUGUGGUGAGCUUAACAACGGAUUGUCGCGAAUGAUGUCACGCUGAUGUCACGUUAAAGUCUGGGCCAUAUCACUUGCGAAAACUACAAACACCCACACCCACAUUUUCAUCAAAAGUGGCAAUAUUAUGAAAAAUUGCUGCUCUUGAUGAUCUUGUAUGUGAAUGUGAAUGUUGCACUUAGUCUUGAAAAAAAAAGAGACGUCUGUUUGUGAAUUUCCGUCCUGACAUUUAUUGUUCCAAUAAGCAACAAUCAAUAUUGUGUGUUGGGUAGUAUAUUUUCGUGAUUGUACGUCACAGAGUGGUUCAUUAAUGUUUCUGGUGCAAGGCUUAGUUGCUCUCGAUGACCCUCAAGCUCCAGCAAAUCUCAUUCUUAAUUUGUGGAGGAGUGCCCAACAACCUGAUCUUUGAUCCUUGCAUAGUGUGACUUUGUGAGGCCAUAGCAUUAUUAUUUAUGGCCUGGAAGGAUCUCAAGUCUAAUUAUGAGAUGUUUCCUCAUCCAAAGUUGAAGCUAAUCAAGGGCUAUGCUGGCAUUGAGUAGGCUUGCCAUCCUGCCCAUUGCCUCAGAUGCUAUGUUAGAAGUGAAGGAGAAAAGUGGCAGAUCACCUCCAUUUAUGAAGGCUGGACUUCCUUCUAAACUGUCGUCUGGGGAUACAGUCCAUUCAGCUGAAUUUGAAAUCAAUCACGUUCCUGCUUCAGCUCGCAACCUCCUGACAAAGGGGGUGAUUCAAGACGAAAUCAGUUCCUACUCAGGUGCUGCUGUGUCAACACGUGGACGAUAUUUCCACUCAGAGGAUAGUGCACAUAGCUUUGGUGAACGCCCUCUUUAUCUUUACAUCCAAGGCCCCUCUAAAAAUUCUGUGAAUUUGGCCAUAGAGAAAAUUGAACAAGUUGUAAUGAAUCACAGUGUUCAAAAUGGUCCUCCUCCAUCUCAACCUCGUCAGUCACGUUUCAAGAUGGGACCACCUCAAACCAGUUUGCCACCUCCCUCAAUUUUACCAACACAAUUUACAUCAGUACCACCCCCCAUGAUAAAUAUCCCCUCUCAAGUUCAAAGUCCCACAAUAGCUGAAAAGGUCAUAACAGGAAUGGAUAAUGCUCCUGUGACCUUUGACUUGCGCAACAAGCUCCUUGGAGUUGGUGGUGCUAACUUGCAAUACAUGCGUAAUGAAACAGGUGCUAUGGUCACAUUGCGUGGCAAAGGAUCUGGUUUCAUUGAACCCUCUACUGGAACAGAGUCACUAGAGCCACUUCAUUUUUACAUCGAACAUCCUAGACCUGAAGGAGUUCGAGAAGCUCGUACAUUAGCCAUCAACCUUAUUGAAACACUCCAGCAAGAGCUCCAACAACAGCAGCAGCAGCAGCACCAACAGCAGCAGCAGCAACAACAGCAACAGCAACAACAUUUGUUGGCUUUCCAGCAAGGAGCCAUCCAAACUGUGCAACUGGGAUCUGUUGGCCAGACGGGCUUACUUGCUCUGCCUCCAGAAAUGUUACAACAAGCGGGCCUAGUCACAACUUCAAUUGGAAAUAUAAAUGUGCCCACAAUUCUUACUCAGCAACAUGUUGGACCUCUGGUCGUGCCUCCGCCUCCCAUUGGGAUUCCACCCCCAAACAUGGUACAGGCACAGCAACAACAGAUUCCACAGCAGCAGUUAAUUCAGGCACAAGUCCAGCUUCCACCUCCCGGUGUGCACAUCCCUACCCACCAAGGACCCUUGGUACCGCCUCAACAGCAACAGUCCCAGCAACAGCAGCCACCUCAGCCACAGCACCUGGUGCACCAAGUCCACCAUUUACAGCCUCACAAUGCUCAGUUUCAGUUGGCUCCAACUAGUCAGCAGCCACCACAGAUUCAGCAACAUAUGCUUGCUCAACCUCCUCCUCCGCUCCAGCAAGUAAUACUGAGCCAAGCUCCUCCCUCCAUGACAACUCAGACUCAAACCCAGCAGGUGUUGGGGCUGUUCCAGCAGCCGCCGCCUCAGCCUCCUCAGCAAGGCCAGCAGCAACCUCUGUACGUCCAGGCAGGCCUCUCCCUCAUGCACCAGCCUCCCCCCAUGGUGAAUGCCCAGCUGCAGUUCCAGCUUCCUCCCCAGCAAAGCCAGCCGCCUCCUCAGCAACAGCAGAUUAUUUCAGUGCCACCUCCACCCCCACCUCCGCCACAGCAACCCCAGCAACCCCAGCAUUCACAAGCUGGCCAACAAGUGCAGGCUAACUUCAUCAGUCAAUCCGUUCCAAUGCAGUAUACAUUGCAGUUCCAGCAAAGUAACCAUCCCUCAAGCUCCCCAGCCCCCAUGAUGCAAGGCCCUCCACAUCAACAGAUGUUGGAUCACUCACAAGCUCAGCAAUCAAAUCAUAUACUUCAUAAUCAGGGUGGUUAUGUUCAGAUGACGAGCCAGGCUCAGGCUCCGUCAGGGACUCAGGCUGUGGUCCAAGUGCCCCCUCCGAUGCAUCCGGGAAUGAUGGGGCCCCCUCACAUGCAGCAACAACCGCCACAGCAAUCAGUCGCUGUUCCCUUACCUGUCCCUGCGCCAGCACCUCCCCUCACCUCAACACAGGUGUCGUCUGCCAAUUAUGGCGCCUACCAACCAGGCAUAAUGACUCAGUCUGGCGUGCCUCUACACCAGCAGCAACUUCCCCCCCACCUCCAGCAGCACAUUCCUUACCAACUUCCACCAGGGAACCAGAGUCCAAUGCAUGGGCAGACUGCGCCUCAUGGGCCUAGCUCGCCUAGUGUCCAGCAGCCUCAGCAAGACCGCAAGAGUCCCAAUGCUCAAGAUACUGGACAAAGUUCUAGACAAGGAUCAUCCCAGAACCAACAGUCAGCUCAACAGAAUCAGGAGCGGCGGCCCUCACCGCAGCCCCAUCAACGACAGGGAAUAGGUAUUGAGGAGCUGAUUCAGAUGAACCAUCAGCAACGGCAGCAGCUAAGUGUGCAACCGGGCGGCGCUCAAAACGGCCCGCAAGGCCCCACUAGCCGCGACCGCGACAAGACAACGAUGCAUCAAACGUCAUCUGCCAUUGGUCAAGAUAACUGGUGUGAUGGCAGUGGAAAUUCGAGCCAAGACCCUCAAAACCAAAACAAAGGAGAUAAAUGCAACGAUGAACGUGAUGGGAAGACUCCCUCAGGAUCCUACGACGAAGAGGACCCCAGGGACCACGGCCGGGAGCGAGACCGUGACCGAGAGCGCGACAGAGACAGAGACAGGCAACGAGACUUGGAGCGCAGGGAGGCGCGGGACAGCAAUGGCCGCGCCGACUACAACGGCCCUUUCGCUCGCGGACGCUCCAACAACAACAACAACGGUGGCGGCAGCAGCAACAACAACGGGCGCGGGGGAGGCGAAGAGGGGCGUGACCGUGACCGGGAGCGAGACAGAGACCUGCGCGACAGGGACCGGGACCGGGACCGGGAGCGCGACAGAGACAGGGAGCGGCCUACGUACAACCACUACCAGUCCAAGCCGCAGCUCUACAACCCCAACCUGCCCUUCCACAUGCACGCGCCCCCGCCCCCGCCGCCCCCCGCCCCAGGGGCCCAAGGGGGGCAGUCGCCCUCGCAGUCGCAGGGGCCGCCGCCCCAGCAGCAGCACCAACAGCAGCAACAGCAACAGCAGCAGCAGCCCCAGGGCGGGCAGCAGCAGUACCAGCAAUACCAAGGCUAUUACCAGGGCUGGGGCCUGAACCCCUACGCGUGGAUGGGGCAGUGACCACGGCUCUGCACCUUCAAGUGUACCUAACGUCACAAAUGGACUCGCACGCUCUGCGCUGCGGGCUUUGUGAAUCAAUAUGUAUUUCUGUGAUGUUUUUCUUGACUGUAGGCGGAAGGAUCGCUGCGUCCUUGGCAUGAAAAACUGUCAAUACCAAAGCAAAUAAUAUAUUUGGAGCUGUGACCAGCUUUGUUGGCUGACUUCUAGGGUCAUUGUGUAAAUACUCACAUCUCAAUUUGUCUGUUGUGCCAUGAAGUCUUAUUUGCACUCAACAAAUCAUCAGUUGUUGAUCUGUAAAAAAAUUUAUUUCAGAAGGUGUAUAGAUCUGUCCCAAUUUACUGCUCAUUCAGCUGUUACUUUUGAAUAAAUUCCAACAAAGCAAGUUGUCCCAUCUUGUAUCUUGCAAGGGGAAUUUUGGGCAGUGCUGUCUAAACUUGUGAAUAUUUUUUUUUUAGAUUUUGAUGUGGAAACUACCUUGUUUUCUGAUAAUUUUUUUUUAAAGAGUCAUGUGAUAGUUGAGCUUGAAAGUACUUUAACAUUAUGAUGUUGUACCUUUCCUUAGUUUGCUCAUAAGAUAGUAAUGUUAUUAUUUCAAAGACAAAUCAGUGCAAAGUUUGCAUGAAUCUAAAUAUUUGUAUAAAGAUGUUGUGUUUCUCUGUUCUUAUUCAAUCUCUGUAAGAGUCAGAAUAUUUAUGUUUGCUAAAAAGAUUUGAACAUAGAUUCUGAAAGACUACAUUACAGUUCGAUCUUACACUUUGUCGGCGACUGUGAUAAAAAUGAAUAAAUGUUACAGAAUUCAA
Thrips palmi is the source of this 4585-nucleotide messenger RNA. RefSeq names its product nuclear receptor coactivator 6-like. The record is from RefSeq and is a predicted model, not a curated record. The coding region runs from base 600 to 3785 and encodes 1061 amino acids. The transcript has 17 exons. Gene Ontology annotation, molecular function: RNA binding. NCBI's taxonomy places the organism in Eukaryota, Metazoa, Arthropoda, Insecta, Thysanoptera, Thripidae. Gene Ontology annotation, cellular component: nucleus.